Molecule: messenger RNA, 987 nt
Organism: Miscanthus lutarioriparius
Lineage: Eukaryota; Viridiplantae; Streptophyta; Magnoliopsida; Poales; Poaceae
Source: the annotation of a GenBank genome assembly
AUGAACUCCGACACCCAACUUCUGCUGAAGGAGAUCCAGAAGCUCUCCGUCGAGCAGACCACUAUCCAGAAGCAACUCUCUGACCUGAGGGAUCUCCUCGAGCGUCGCUUCAUGGAGGUGGAAGAGAACCUGGACCGCCGCUUCAAGGACAUUGAUGCAGCGGUGGAGCAGCGAAUCAUCGACUCCGAGCUCCGUCAGGACGGGAGCCUCAUCGCCAUCGAGCAGGCGGCCUCCGACUUCACCAAGUGGCGUCAGGAACAUGAGGGCAUCAUCGAUGACCUCCGCCUCCGCAUCGGCAAGCUGGACAAGUACUGGAACAGAUCGGUGAUCGAGUCGGCCGCCGUUCACAUCGAGUCGGCCAUCUUCCCCGAACCACCGAUGAACCGCAUUCGCCAAACUUCCUCUGUGCAAGAUUAUGUUGAUCAUUUUUCUGAACUUGUUGACCAACUCACAGCCUAUGAUUCCUCCACCAAUGCCCUGCAUUACAUCACUCGCUUCUUAGAUGGGCUCAAUGCAAAUAUUCAUGCUGUUCUUCUCGUUCAGCGCCCCGAUUCUCUUGAUAUUGCGUACACUUUGGCGUUGUUACAGGAGGAAGCGGGGGCGCCAUUUAGGAAACACGAGUUCAACCCAUGGAAUCAGAAGGGAGGCUGUCAACAACCUCCUAGACAAGACCAUGUCCAAGCUGCUGCCGCUGACAAGAAUGUCUUGAUACAGAAGCCAAUGGACAAGAAGCUUGCUGAUCUCAAGGCUUUCCGCCACGCCCGGGGGUUGUGUGAUCUCUGUGGGGAGAAAUGGAAUCGUGAACACAAAUGUGCAGCUCAAGUGGGCCUCAAUGUGCUCGAUGAACUAUAUGCACUUUUCACUGACGAAGUCACUGAGGACUGUCCGACAAUAGAAGACCAGUUGGCUGACGAUGUAGCACAGAUUUGCUAUUGCUUAUCAGCUGACAAUAUAGCAUGUUCUGGGAUAAAGACCUUGCAGUUCUAG